AUGCAAGGAGUGAUGGAUGAUAAAAAUGUGGCAAAACACAUAAAAUUUUGUCAAAGACAUUUGCAAUUGUUGCCGUCUCAUCGCCUGGAUAUAGAUCCCAAUAGGUUAGCCAUUGCGUUCUAUUCGUUGACAGCGAUUGAGCUAUUGGGCAAGCCAGUGCGCAAGGACUUCCAAUACAGUUUGGAUUGGAUUAGAUCGUGCUAUAUUGAACUUGCUGAUUACUCUGGCUUUGCCAUCCCGUCUUUUAGACACGCUAAGCAAUUGACUACUAUAAAUUUACCAAAUACAUUAUUUGGACUAAUAUGUCUUAUGUUGUUGGGGGAUCACGAAUUCUUUGAUGAGAAGUUGAACCGUGAUACGUUGGGCAAAUUCAUCUCAUCUUGUCAGUUACCUGAUGGGUCAUUUACCUCUUUUCUGGAUAAUGCUGGAUAUCCAUCGAAGUUCGAUUCCCAUGAUCUGAGGUUCUGUUAUAUUGCAGUAUCGAUCCUAUAUCUUAUCGGAUGUCGAUCAGAAUCGGAUUUCUCUCGGUAUAUUAACGUUUCUAAGCUGCUACAAUAUAUCAUGUCACGUCAGUGCACAAUGGGGGGAUUUGGUGACUGGAACGAGCCACACGGUGGAUACACAUCAUGCGCGUUAUCUGCUCUAUCUCUACUAAAUCAACUACAAAACAUUCCUGCCUCGUUUAGGCAGGAUACUCUUCAUUGGUUGGUGAACAGACAGGUUUCUGCUAUUGGUGUCUUUGUUGAACAGGAUUUAAACGACGAUUACGAUCCGGAUGACUCAGGUGGGUUUAACGGGAGAGAAAAUAAACUUGCGGAUACGUGCUACGCGUUUUGGUGUUUAAAUUCUUUAAGAAUCUUAGAGCCCCAACGUUGGAGUCAGCUUAUUGAUGUUCCACUGAUACGAGAUUAUUUACUGAAUCAAACUCAGAAUAAGAUGGUGGGUGGAUUUGCCAAGAAUGAUCAAGAUGACCCUGAUAUAUAUCAUAGCAUGAUGGGAAUAUCCGCUCUAAAAUUGAUAGAUGAUGAGAUAAAUGGGGUGCUCUGUAUCCCGAAACUAAUAAUGGAUAACUUCAACCUGCGUUGA
Molecule: messenger RNA, 1086 nt
Organism: Kluyveromyces lactis
Lineage: Eukaryota; Fungi; Ascomycota; Saccharomycetes; Saccharomycetales; Saccharomycetaceae
Gene: CDC43
Product: protein geranylgeranyltransferase type I subunit CDC43
Exons: 1
Coding region: 1-1086 (361 amino acids)
Biological process (GO): protein geranylgeranylation
Cellular component (GO): CAAX-protein geranylgeranyltransferase complex
Molecular function (GO): CAAX-protein geranylgeranyltransferase activity
Source: RefSeq, a predicted model, not a curated record